UGUAUUUCACAGGGUUUUUUUAUUCAUCUUUAUGGUACAGGAAACUUGCUGAUUUUGACUGCCAUGGCAUAUGACAGAUAUAUUGCUAUAUGUUGUCCUUUGAGGUAUAAUAGCAUAAUUAGUCCACGAAACUUAAUAAAAAUUAUUAUUGUAAUUUGGUCUAUAAACUUCUCAAUUAUUUUUACAUUGUUUUUGUUAGUUGCACGGUUUAAAAUAUGCAGGACAAAUAUAGUGGAUUUGUACUGUAACAAUCCAUCACUGACGAAACUGAUCUGUGAGGACACCAGAGUGAACAACUACUAUGGGAUAAUGUCUUUGUUCAUAUGCCCAGGGGGACCACUGGCAGUCAUAUUAUACACAUAUGCACGGAUAUUUUACACAUGUAUUAUGACUAAGAAUGUGGAAGCUUGGAAAAAAGCCAUUCAGACAUGUGGUACACAUUUAGUUGUUUUCUUAAUCCUAGAAAUUAAUACUACUUUUACAUUCAUUGUUCAUCGCAUCCCUGGUGCCUCCCCAUAUGUAAGACGGGCUCUUGGUGUAUCAGUUUUAAUAUUUCCCCCUUUUUUGGACCCCAUUAUAUAUGGACUGAAAACUACAGAACUAAAGCAGAGCAUGCUACUGUUCCUAAAAAGAAACCCAUGUUCAAACAAGUUGUAA
Molecule: messenger RNA, 657 nt
Organism: Plectropomus leopardus (leopard coralgrouper)
Lineage: Eukaryota; Metazoa; Chordata; Actinopteri; Perciformes; Serranidae
Product: olfactory receptor 52B2-like
Biological process (GO): G protein-coupled receptor signaling pathway; detection of chemical stimulus involved in sensory perception of smell
Cellular component (GO): membrane
Molecular function (GO): odorant binding; G protein-coupled receptor activity; olfactory receptor activity
Source: RefSeq, a predicted model, not a curated record